Molecule: messenger RNA, 1355 nt
Organism: Zophobas morio
Lineage: Eukaryota; Metazoa; Arthropoda; Insecta; Coleoptera; Tenebrionidae
Product: protein takeout-like
Exons: 3
Coding region: 52-786 (244 amino acids)
Source: RefSeq, a predicted model, not a curated record
CACUUUUUUGACGAAUGAUCAGUUUUAACUCUGUCUCGGAAAUAACUCACAAUGAAAACGUUCGUGGUAACGUUGUGCCUUAUUGUCUUCCCCCACACGUGCGUAAAACUGCCCCCAAAUUUUAUAAAAUGCAACCGCCAUGAAGCAAACUUCCAAGAAUGUCUUAUCAAAGCUGUCAAUUACGACAUCGCUCAAAUGUACAAACCUCACAAAAAGGUACGCUUACCUGGCGUGGAGCCUCUAGAACUCCUGAGCAUGUCGUCUAACGUGGAUACGAACUUGAUAAAGCUCACCGAACGGUUGAAGAACUGCCAGUUCCAUGGGGUGUCCAAGGGAAGAUUUAGAACUUUCGUGUUCGAUUUCCAACGGCGGGUUAUAUCUGCAAACGCCAAUCUUCCGUUCGUUGAAUCGUCUUGCGACUAUAAACUGAACGGUACGAUUUUGGGGGUGGCGCUCAAAGGCGAAGGACCCAGCUGGCUGGACUUCACCAGUUUUAACAUGAGUUUUUAUGUUACGUACGACGAAGUUGUCAAAAACAAUAAGACUUACGUGAAAAUAGCCACUUGUAAAGUGGACGGCAAACCUGAAAAGUUGCAUUUCAGGAUCGAUAAUUUGUUCGACGGGGAUGAAGAAGCCGGAAGGAGGGUGAACGAGAUUGUCAAUGAAAAUUGGAGUGUACUGUAUGAUGAUAUUAAAAAUGAGUAUUUGGAUAUACCGGGUGGGAUGUUGGCGACUAUUUUGAAAGGUUUUUUUUCAAGAGUGUCGCUGGAGGAGUUGUUUGACUGAAAGUCUAAGUGGUGAAAUGUGUAUUUGUGUACACAGCAACAUAAACAAAAACUAGACAAAAAUUUCUUUCUUGGCUUCCUAUUCCAGUCCUUGCUUCCACUUGUAUUUAUGUUUCUACGCACCUGUUACCAGUCUUAGUUGAUUUUUUCUUAAAUCGAGACGCUUUUUCGUCUUUUUUGGCAAAAUGACACAAGCUUUUUCACAUGCUGUUGGUCUGGAACUUGUUUCCAGAGGGAUUCUUUUUCCCUUUUUUUCUACUCAUAGAUUUCAAAGCCAGGUGGGCUUUCAUUACCCCAGUACGGAUCUGGACAAAUAAAGGAAGUUUCACAACUUUUUUAGCAAUUUUUCGUUUCCUUUGUUUCUUCAGUUUUUCCAUUUUUUUACAAUUUUUCAUUUCUUUACUUCUUCGAUUUGCCAUUUUCGGAUUUUUAUUUUUUUUUUGAUUGUUCAAUUUUAGAUUUUGCAAUUUUUCGAUUUAAAAUUUCUCGAGUUUUCAAUUUGCAUUUUUUCGUUUUGGUUUUUGUUUUUUUAUUUUUACAAUUUUUCGAAUUUGCAAUGUUCGGAUUUUA